GCGGCGGAGCUGGGAUCAGCCGGGAGCGAAAAUGUGAAGGUGGAAUCCGACUGAGCAGCAUUGUGUUGUGUCACUGUUUCCCUGUGCAAGGAAAAAAACAACAAAAAAACACAGCCGACGUUUACACAGCAGGAGCGAGAGCUUUAUUUGGAUAUCCCAUCCAAAUCUGGGAUUUAUCCACCCUUAUGUUUCUUUUUUCAUAUUUUGGUGCCUCUCUUUCUGUCCACCUUCUAAGAAAUUGACUGGAAGCGGUGUUGCUGAGAGUGAGGAGCAUCAUUCGCGUUGGCUGGAUGUUCGUUUGUAAUUGCACAAUUUGGAAGGAGCAAACUGCCCCGUGAAGAUUUCCUCCUGCUUUAUGGGAUUAUUUUUUGACGAAGCCGCUUUGUUUUGGAUAAGGACGCGUUGGGCACCAUGAGUUCCAGUGCUUAUCACCAAGGAUCAACAGGCGGUGAGCGGAGCUCCGGACCAAUCCGGUGCCAGCGAUGUCGGGAAGUAUGCAAGGGAGAGGUGGUACGAGUACAAGACACCCACUUUCAUGUCAAGUGUUUCACCUGCACCGUGUGUAACUGUGAUCUGGCACGAUCUGGCUUCUUCCAGAAGAAGGGCGAGUACAUCUGCACGGCAGACUAUCAGCGUUUGUACGGUACGCGCUGUGACCGCUGUGACAGCUUCAUCACUGGAGAAGUGGUCUCCGCUCUGGGACGCACGUACCACCCCAAGUGCUUUGUCUGCAGUGUCUGCAGUAAGCCCUUUCCUAUCGGAGACAGGGUAACGUUCAGUGGAAAGGACUGCGUGUGCCAGCAGUGCUCCCACACACUUGUCAAGUCAAAUGAACCGAUCAAGAUCCACGGGCCAAGCCACUGUGCCGGAUGUGGAGCCGAAAUCAAGCAGGGUCAGUCCCUUCUGGCAUUGGAGAAGCAGUGGCACGUCAGCUGCUUCAGAUGUCGGACCUGCAAUAUGGUCCUAACCGGAGAGUACAUCAGCAAGGAUGGAGUGCCAUACUGUGAGGCAGAUUACCACGCCCAGUAUGGGGUGAAAUGUGAGACCUGCAGCAGAUACAUCAGUGGAAGGGUCCUGGAGGCGGGAGGGAAACAGUACCAUCCGGCUUGCGCUCGGUGCGCCCGCUGCAACAUGAUGUUCAAAGAGGGAGAGGAAAUGUACCUGACAGGAUGUGAGGUGUGGCACCCAUUAUGCAAGCAGGCGGCGAGGGCGGAGAGGAGGCUCAGGCACAGACGCCUGUCAGAGACCUCCAUCUCUCCGCCCGGCUCCUCCAUAGGCUCUCCCAGUAGAGUUAUAUGUGCCACAGUGGAGAAUAAGAUCCUAGAUUAUAAGGACCUAGCUGCACUGCCAAAGGUCAAGGCCAUAUAUGAGGUCCAGCAGCCAGACCUCAUAUCCUCCUCAUACCAGCCGUACCUCAGAUACACCUCUGAUGAAAGGCUAGACACUUACAGCUGUGGGGAGUCACUCGGGACACUUUCUCCCUAUUCUCAGGACUAUGACAGCCUGGACAUAAAGCAGAGGCGGUGCUCCAGCCCAGGUUACAUCGACUCGCCGACGUAUAGCCGCCAGGGCAUGUCGCCCAUCCUGCCCCGAUCUCCACAGCACUUCGGCUACCCCGGCUCUGAGAGUGGCAGGAGUUCACCUUAUUACGGCCAAGAGGGGCGGUCAAGCACGCCCACCACAAACCAGCCCCCUAAACAUUUUCAUGUGCCAGCCACAGGGGACCCCAACAUCUACAGGAAGCCUCCCAUCUAUAAGAGAACGGACAAUCAUUUGGAAGCAGCAACCAAAAGUAGGACCAGUGAGGACAUCCUCAGGUCCUCCAGACUGUCCACCUACUCUCCAGAGCCGUACGCCCAGUCAGAGUCUGACUACUACCCCUACACCAGCUCCCCAAAGGCCUAUCGGGCGCCGAGAAGACGCUUCUCGACGGGAGGAGAUGAAGAGAGUUGGAGUCACGGUCUUCAAAGAAUUGGGAGUGGCAUCGGGAGGAUGAUCCUAAAGGAGGAGAUGAAAGCCAGAUCGGGUUCCUAUGACAACGACCCCUGGGGCAGUGCGAGGAAUUCUCGUAGCGGGAGCAAGGAAACACUGAACACUACAGGCUACGGCACCACGGCGUACAACAACACCAUCAACGGCUCUCCUCGUUCUCAGUACAGCACGGAUAGUGAUUUUGUUUGUAAGUCGGCUUCGCUACCGGGGUAUGGACGCAACGGCAUCCAGAGGCCUCAGAGUGCAGAUUGCUACCAGUACCAGUACGACACUGGCAGCGAGGUCAACUGGGGAAGCAGAGCAGAAUACAAGAUUUACCCAUAUGAAUCACUCAUUGUCACCACCAGAGGGCGCAACAGGCUGCCCAAAGAUGUAGACAGAGCCAGACUAGAACGCCACCUGUCCCCAGAAGAGUUUGUCCAAGUGUUCGGUAUGACCGUGGAAGACUUCGACCGCCUGGCCCUGUGGAAGAGGAACGAGCUAAAGAAACAGGCCCGACUGUUUUAGCUUUCAUGGGGACAGCCGUUGAACACUGCCACAACAGAGCCGAAGACCGACUGUGGGAGAGGCAGAAAGACGGGAACGCUUCUUCUCAGUUACACUGCCAUGCCCGAGAUCUCUUUCCAGAUCGCCUCGCACGACAAACCAAAUUCUGGCCACAAUAGAGUGGGUACUUAUGGGAUACAGCGGAAAGGCCACACAGAGACUUUAUGCACAGAUUUACUGAUAAACUGUUGGUGGUUGCCGGUGCAGUUGCGCGCUGGAGUGGAGUGUAAGCAAUAGAGACUGUCAUGCAGUAGUGUUGUGCUUUUCUUAAGACAUGCCUGUGCCCCUGUACGGCCACGUGAGAGUGUCCAGAGCUGCAGGACUAGAACACAAUGAGGAGAAUUUUGGCUUUGCCUUAUUUGUAUGCUCUUUAAGUUAUGACUGUGCGGCACCAGCAAUCUGACUGAGUAGAAUGUAGAAAUGGUAUAUCGUUUAUGACACUUUAUUGGCGUGAAUGAUUAGACAAGAGGAAUGAGUGUGGGCCUGCAGCAUCACUUUGCUUUGGUUUAACGAUGCAUUUUCUUUCUAUCUUUUUCUUUUUUUUUUUUUAGCUCUUUCACAUGAAUCAGCGUCCCUUCCAGUUUACACUAUCAGACAGACACAAACCAUCUGAGGGGGGUUAAAAGUUUUUUUCCAGUUUAAUUGAUUUGUGUGAAACUGAAAACCAAAGUGAGAAUGCAAAAACACCACAUUUUGGCACAUCACUUCCUCGUAGCGCCGUCGAGAUGGAUGCAGUUCACUCUGCAGCUGUACGGUGACCUAAAAGAAUGUGCAAUCCAGUAGAUUUAAUAGAUGAAGGAAGUGCUAAUCCUGUCCGCCCGCUCCACAUUUCCUUCUCAUUGCAAUAGAAUGAUGACUAAAUGUUUUUAGGGUGAGGGUUAUAGUCAUCCACGCGUUUGCAUACACUAUUAUUUAUAUUGUUUUAGAAUAAUAAUCCAAUAAUUUUGUAGCUACAGAGAUUAUAUUCAUUCACAAAAGAAAUGCUCUGCAAGGUAUUUGACACACUGACAAAGAUCCAGGGUUGUUGAAGAUUUUACUUCCUUUGAAUACUGUUAUAUUUGAUUUUGUCACUAAAAUUAAAGUUCAAAUGAAAACCA
Molecule: messenger RNA, 3635 nt
Organism: Mugil cephalus (flathead mullet)
Lineage: Eukaryota; Metazoa; Chordata; Actinopteri; Mugiliformes; Mugilidae
Gene: ablim3
Product: actin binding LIM protein family, member 3
Exons: 23
Coding region: 412-2499 (695 amino acids)
Biological process (GO): cytoskeleton organization; lamellipodium assembly; cilium assembly
Cellular component (GO): actin cytoskeleton; stress fiber
Molecular function (GO): actin filament binding
Source: RefSeq, a predicted model, not a curated record